ACUAGUUUCAAAACAAAAAUGGCGACCUCCAUGAACGUCAUUCACUUCACAAAACAAGCUCUGAACGCCCUUGUGAGAAGUCGCAUGAGAACGGCAUGUUUCGCUCGAUACAUGAGUCAGAAUGCUGGUGAAAGUGGUCCAUCAGAGGAGUUGCAGGCCUCGUAUGAAGAUGAGGGGGAGGAGACUGAGUAUGAAACGAAACUCCGGAUCUUGAAGUCCUCCCUGCCCUUUGUACACCAACAUGGCUGGACCUCAAAUGCUCUUGCACAAGGUGCAGAGAUGGAAGGUCUACCCGGCAUCGCCCAUGGAUUGUUCCCUAAGGGAGGGGUUGAGCUCGUCUUCUAUUUCUACACAGACUGUAACAAGCAGCUGGCCAACCAGUUGGCGGAGAAGGUCCAGCAAGAAAAGGAGGCUGAGGCCACACAAGCUGGGAGUGGCAGUGGUCCUAAAAUCAGACCGUUCAUUCGAGAUGCUGUUGAGACGAGACUUCGAAUGAUCAUACCAUACAUGGACAAGUGGCCUCAGGCCAUGGGUAUAAUGGCCCUUCCUCAGAAUGCCCCAGGGGCUCUGGUUCACUUGAAGGACCUCACAGAUGAGAUCUGGUACCACGCUGGAGAUCAGUCUACAGAUUUCAACUGGUACACCAAGCGGGCUAUACUUGCUGCCUUGUACAAGUCUACGGAGGUAUACAUGGUCCAGGAUAAAUCAGAGGAUUACCAACAGACAUGGGAGUUCCUUGAUAGACGCAUGGCCAACCUGACCAAUUUCGGAAAAAUUACAAGAAGCGGCCAGGAAAUGGGGACAGUGAUGCAGGAAGCAUGUAAGGGCCUUGCCAUCGUGGGACGGAACAUUCUUGGAGCCAACUCCAGGCUGAAAUGAAGACAAGAAGACUCUUCAAUUUCUUCCUGAAAUGUGGCUUGGAAUUCGCAUGUGACAUUAACUGAUGAUUUUGAACUUGACUGAAGGUGCAUAAAAUAGUCAAUAAAUUAUAUUAUUUUCUUUAUAGUAAAUGUUGUUUAACAAAUAUCUUGAACACUUCAUGUUUUCCUUUGAAUUUCAAAGGUAGGUAACUUACAGUAUAUGUCCUAUUAGAAACACUGGCAACGGGUCUUUUGAAAACCCUAAACACCAAAUAAGAACCAUUUUCCAUUUUCAGCAAGCUUUUUUAAAAUCAGCUUAAUUCGAUGAUCAGCCAUAUAUAGUUUUAAAGCGUCAUAAAAUUCAAUACUGACCACUCUUGUCACAAUUACCCAUUAUCUAGACCGCAGGCUGAAAAAACAAAAACUAACCAAUCAGCGACCAGUACUAGCUAUGGCAAAGUUGGUGUGUAAAUUGAUGUCCACUGAGAAUGUGGCUUUAGUUUAACAAUACACCACUUUCGGCAGGAAAGAGAAAUGUUCUGCUCAGUUAUCAAUGUACGUGGUAUGUAAAAAAAAUAUUUAAUAGUGUAUGGGUUUAUAUGCAUGAUGUCAGCGGACGCAGCCAGUCUGAGUAGGGGGAUCAAUCCAUUAUGCGCUAUAAAAAAAUGGCUCUAUGAAAUGCUUUUCAAAGGAAGAAACUUUUGUUAAGUUUGAAGUGAGAAUUGUUAGAGUCUCAGAAGCGAGAGAAACAAACAUGAAAAGACCCCCUGCAGUUGUUUGGGCAUCCAUGUCUAAUAGGACAUUCAGUAUCUUUGAAAAUAGCCACAGUGCAUAAUUAUGUGUUUGUGGAUCAAUGUUUUCAUGCCUUUGUAAUUUGAGCAAAUGGUUUUUUUUUGUAUUUUCUGUUCCUUUAAAGGGUACUGGUUGGAGAGCAGUAGCCAGUGGAAAGCAGUAGCCGGCAAUCGCUUUUUAUUCGUUUUUUUUUUUUAAAUCUUCUUAAAAAAGGUGAGAAUGGUAAAAAAGAACCUUAAACAAGGUGAGAAUGGUAAAAAAGAACCGUAUCCAAGCAACACGAUUUGCAUCGAAUCCAACACAAAGCGUACGUUUAAACAUUUUAUUUACAAAAAGUAUUGGAAAUGUCAAAAAGUUCGCCAACUUUCUCGUGGGGGAUGCUCACAUGAAUGUUACUGCGCAUGCGCAAUUGAAUAAAUUUGCAUAUCUAAUUAUAGCACUAGCAUUUACCGACAGUCAAGUGUUGGUUAUGAACGAUUAUUCUUCCAUGAAUCAAAGCAAAAUGUAUUUUUAAAAAAGCCUGUUGAAAUGAUAUUUUCAUAUUGCCCGUCAAUCGCUUUCAAACAAUAUUGAGACAUAUUCAAAAUUUUAUGUAUCUAUGGUGUGGUUUUAGACGCGUUGUUAAAGCGAGACUUCUCCAGCGCUUGGAUACCAAUAUUACUUCCCUGUUCAAUAGAGGCGCCGCAUGGGGAAAUUGUGACGACACAAAUUUAAAUAAUGUAAAGUUAUUAGACCUUGACCCCUAGUUUCAUAAAAUUUAAGUAUUAAUUCUGUUACAUUUCGAUCUACCGAGAAAAUCUUCAAAAACAUGCAAAAACUGCUGGCUACUGCUCUCCAACCAGUAGACCUGUCAAGUGAAGUAGCAAGAUUGAUGUUCAUUUAUGUGGGGGACUAAAAUAGUUCCGAUAGAAUAUAAUCGGAUAAUUUUUACAAAUUUAAUCAUGGCAUCAGUAUCUUUUUUAGCCAUGUUCUAAUUCUACUUGUCAGAAUUAAUGUCAUGCCUUAUAUUGAACUAUGUAUGUUGUUUUCAUGGUGCAUUUAUGUGUGUUUACACCUAAUUUCCUUUUUCUCCCCCAUAGAAACUGUAUGAUGUUUGUUGUUGUGUAAAUGUUUUAUACUGUUAAUUUUGUUAGGAUUAGAAUAAACACAUCUUUAAAAUCUA
Mya arenaria is the source of this 2814-nucleotide messenger RNA. Its product is annotated as ubiquinone biosynthesis protein COQ9, mitochondrial-like. NCBI's taxonomy places the organism in Eukaryota, Metazoa, Mollusca, Bivalvia, Myida, Myidae. Gene Ontology annotation, biological process: ubiquinone biosynthetic process. The record is from RefSeq and is a predicted model, not a curated record. Bases 19 to 879 code for a protein of 286 amino acids. Gene Ontology annotation, molecular function: lipid binding. The transcript has 9 exons. Gene Ontology annotation, cellular component: mitochondrial inner membrane.